GAGCUGGGUUUCGUCGCCGGCCUUCUGGAAGUGCUCGUAGAGGGCCUCCUUCCAGACCUCCAUCUUGGAGUCGGUGCUCGAGGUCGUGGCCGCCGAGGGCGACGCGGCCGGAGGGGUUGGGGCCAUUUCCGGCGGCUAGCUACGGCUUUUAUGCUUUUUUUCUUCUUCUGUCGUCCGUCUGUCUUGGUCUUUGGUUACGGGGCGGAUUCGUGUAAGAGGGCGAAGGUCUCCCGGAGGGAGGGAAGGCUUCGUACGAGGGAGUGGUGCUCGUGGCGCGGCGACGGGUUUGGGCGGGAGUGUGGUCAAGUUCGAGCGACUCUGUGGUGGGGGUUUUUUUCUGCCUGGGGAUUUUUUUCCCCUUGCGCUGUCCAAAGGAGGCGGGGGGGGAGGCCUUUGCGCCUCGGGAGAGCUCGCCGUCGACAAUGGAUUGGAUGUCGUGGUCGAUGGUGUUUGCCUACAUCUGCGAAAUAUAAGACGAGGGUAUUAGAGGCUCAGCCACGAUUGAACAGCAUUGGUUGGUUGCGGUGGAAUUCGGAACAGAGGAAGAUGCGCCAAACGGGUUCUGAGCUUGCGACGAGGCCGUGGAUGAGUGACUUGGGUCGGCGACGAUGGUGGGAUUCCAGAGGCUGGUUUACAGCGACCGGCCAGGAUGAUCGGCGCGGCGCAGCGGCGGAAAGAAAGAGGAAAAAAAAAAAGAAAAAAAAAGGUUGCCCCGCCUUUUGGACUUUUUAGCGGGCGACGGCGCAUUGAAUCAUUCGGACAGGUGAGGUAGGUACGUACCUGUGGCGGGUGGAGAGAUGAUGUAAAUAUGUGUGCUACAAUCAAACAGCUCGAUAUCGAUAUCUCUUUUCCCCAGCUGGAAAGCAGAGCCCAGGUGGUGUAAUGCUUUUGCUCUUAGUGGUCACUUGGAAAAGAGAUGAGAUCGUGGAAGUUGUUGUGCAAGAGAGUGAAGAGAAGCGUAGGUCGAGAUGGUCAGACCUGAGCCUGCGUUUUAUUCCCCUUCCUCGCCGCCUUGAGUGACUCACUACUUCUUACGGAGGUACAGAUACAAUAGUGACCAUACACAUUGACAAAAAGAUUUCACCGUAAAGGUUGCUCAACA
Molecule: messenger RNA, 1102 nt
Organism: Colletotrichum navitas
Lineage: Eukaryota; Fungi; Ascomycota; Sordariomycetes; Glomerellales; Glomerellaceae
Exons: 1
Coding region: 151-732 (193 amino acids)
Source: RefSeq, a predicted model, not a curated record